AUUUGUGACGCAAGAAUUUAGUCGUCUCUCAAUUGGUAAAUCAAUGAUCUUAUGGAAGUGAUUGAAAAUAAACAAGUAUAGACAGUCACAGAGCUAGCCAAGAUAUUUUAAUGUUACGUCGAUCUAAGCAACUUCUUACACAUUUAAAGCUGGAUGAAUUAACGAUUAAAGUUGUGCUAACAUUCAUAGCAUAAAGUUUUUCAUCUAUAAGAGGUAAGCACACAGAAUGUUCACACAUUUCCUUUGAAAACAUUACAAGAAACAUUUAACAGAUUCAACAUGUCACUAACCUUUCAACAGAUUAUACUGGAUGCUAAGAAAUUAGUAAUUAAAAUAUCAGACCAUGAAAAUGUUGCUGAUAAGUUGAUAAGCGAAAUAGAGUCAGUUUUUACUCAAAUUAUUAAUAUGAAACGGUAUCAAGAAGAAGUAGAAAUUUUGAACACAAAAGCGAAUCAAAGACCACAUGUACAAUUAAUCGCAAAUAUAUAUAGGGAAAGUAAAUAUUUGCAAGAAAUACAAGCACAAAAUAAGCAAUUGAAAAAUGCAUUGGAAGAUCACCAGAAUGCCCUUGAAUUAAUAAUGUCGAAAUACAGGCAACAAACUUCAGCGUUAUUACGUCUAUGUAAACUGGACCCUACUUCGUUACAUAAUUCAAAAUAUGCUAAUAUAAUUACAAGUCAAGCUGAAAAAAUUAAUGAGAUGGCAGCGAUAAUGAAAACUGCAGCUACCAUAGAUGAGGAAACUGAAUUGAAAGAAAAAGAGAUGUAUUAUAGUUUAAAAGAAGAAAAUGCAACAUUAAAGGAAAUAGUUAAUAUUGCUAAUAAAUAUGGUUCCCUAAACAAAGAAAUUGAAACAGAUAAUAAAACGGUCCAAACAGAUUCUGUAACCGUAUAAAGACAUGUUUUAAUGUACACACUUAUAUAAAGUUCGUAUUAUUUAUUUCAUAUUUUAUAGCAUAAUUAAUGUCAAAAAAAGUGUAUUAUCUAUAUGCAAUAAAGUGCACGUACAAUAUAUGUACACAAUAAACAUUUUUAAUGAAUUUUAUUAAAAAAUAA
Molecule: messenger RNA, 1055 nt
Organism: Nomia melanderi (Alkali bee)
Lineage: Eukaryota; Metazoa; Arthropoda; Insecta; Hymenoptera; Halictidae
Product: Fibroblast growth factor receptor 1 oncogene partner 2
Source: RefSeq, a predicted model, not a curated record